CGCGGCGGCUGGAGGCUGUGACCUGAGUCCGGCGGCCCUGCAGGGGUCGCUGAAUGGCGGCUCGCUGAGGCGGUGGCGGCUCCUCCGGGCGUGGCGUGGCGGCGGCCGGAGUGAUGCUACUCAAGCUUCUACAGAGACAGACCUAUACCUGCCUGUCCCACAGGUAUGGGCUCUACGUCUGCUUCGUGGGCAUCGUUGUCACCAUCGUCUCCGCCUUCCAGUUCGGAGAGGUGGUUCUGGAAUGGAGCCGGGAUCAAUACCACGUUUUGUUUGAUUCUUAUAGAGACAAUAUUGCUGGAAAGUCCUUUCAGAAUCGGCUCUGUCUGCCCAUGCCAAUUGAUGUGGUCUACACCUGGGUCAACGGCACCGAUCUUGAACUGCUAAAGGAACUAAAGCAAGUCAGAGAACAGAUGGAGGAGGAGCAGAAAGCAAUGAGAGAGAUCCUUGGGAAGAACACAACAGAACCAACUAAAAAGAGUGAGAAGCAAUUAGAGUGUUUGCUGACCCACUGCAUUAAGGUGCCAAUGCUCAUCCUGGAUCCAGCCCUGCCAGCUAACAUCACACUAAAGGACCUGCCGUCUCUCCAUCCUUCUUUUCAUUCUGCCAGUGACAUAUUCAAUGUUGCCAAACCAAAAAACCCCUCCACUAAUGUCUCAGUUGUCGUUUUCGACAGCUCUAAGGAUGUUGAAGAUGCCCAUGCUGGAAUGCCUAAAGUAAACAGCAGACAGACAGUUUGGAGGGGCUAUUUGACAACUGAUAAAGAAGUCCCUGGGUUAGUGCUAAUGCAAGAUUUGGCUUUCCUGAGUGGAUUUCCACCAACAUUCAAGGAAACAAAUCAACUCAAAACAAAAUUGCCAGAAAAUCUUUCUUCUAAAAUAAAACUGUUGCAGUUAUAUUCAGAUGCAAGUGUAGCACUUCUAAAGUUGAAUAACCCCAGGGGUUUCCAAGAACUGAAUAAACAAACUAAGAAGAACAUGACCAUCGAUGGAAAAGAACUGACCAUAAGUCCUGCAUACUUAUUGUGGGAUCUGAGUGCCAUCAGCCAGUCUAAGCAGGAUGAAGAUGUGUCUGCCAGCCGUUUUGAGGAUAACGAAGAGCUGAGAUACUCAUUGCGAUCUAUCGAGAGGCACGCACCAUGGGUUCGGAAUAUUUUCAUUGUCACCAAUGGGCAGAUUCCAUCUUGGCUGAACCUAGAUAACCCUCGAGUAACAAUAGUAACACACCAGGACGUUUUUCAAAAUUUGAGCCACUUGCCUACCUUUAGUUCGCCUGCUAUUGAAAGUCACAUUCAUCGCAUUGAAGGGCUGUCACAGAAAUUUAUUUACCUAAACGAUGAUGUCAUGUUUGGGAAGGACGUCUGGCCAGAUGAUUUUUACAGCCACUCUAAAGGCCAGAAGGUUUAUUUGACCUGGCCUGUGCCAAACUGUGCCGAGGGUUGCCCGGGUUCCUGGAUUAAAGAUGGCUAUUGCGACAAGGCUUGUAAUAAUUCGGCCUGUGAUUGGGAUGGUGGUGAUUGCUCUGGUAACAGUGGAGGCAGUCGCUAUGGUGCAGGAGGCGGGGGCACCGGCAGUAUUGGAGUUGGACAGCCCUGGCAGUUUGGUGGAGGGAUUAGCAGUAUCUCUUACUGUAAUCAAGGAUGUGCAAAUUCCUGGCUUGCUGAUAAGUUCUGUGACCAAGCCUGCAAUGUCUUGUCCUGUGGGUUUGAUGCUGGCGACUGUGGGCAAGAUCAUUUUCAUGAAUUGUAUAAAGUCACACUUCUCCCAAACCAGACUCACUAUGUUCUUCCAAAAGGUGAAUGCCUACCUUAUUUCAGCUUUGCAGAAAUAGCCAAAAGAGGACUUGAAGGUGCCUAUAGUGACAAUCCAAUCAUUCGACAUGCUUCUAUUGCCAAUAAAUGGAAAACCAUCCACCUGAUAAUGAACAGUGGAAUGAACGCGACCACAAUACAUUUCAACCUCACAUUUCAAAAUAAAAACAAUGACGAGUUCAAAAUCCAGAUAACAGUAGAGGUUGACACAAGAGAGGAGCCAAAACUAAAUUCUACCACCCAGAAGUCUUACAAGCAUUUGGUUAGCCCCAUAACACUUCUUCCAGAGGUGGAAAUCCCGUUUGAAGAUGUCCCUGUGGGAAAACGCUUUCCAAAGUUCAAGAGACGUUAUGGUAACACAACAGAGAUCCCCCAAGAGGAGGCAAAAAUCCCCCUGGUCAAUAUUUCACUUCUUCCAAAACAGGUCCAACUAAGUCUCAGUAACUUGGAUUUGCAGCUAGAGCGUGGAGAUAUCACUUUGAAAGGCUACAAUCUGUCCAAGUCUGCUUUGCUGAGAUCAUUUCUGAUGAACUCACAGGACGCUCAAGCGAAAAUAAGUGAAGCUAAAUUAACAGAUGAAAGAAAUGACAGUUCGCACGCCCCACUGGAAAAACAAAUUCACAAAAGCAUCUUGGCAAACAGCUUAGCAUCUGAAAGAUUACAGAGGCCUACUUUUCCAGCAGUGACGACAAAGAUGAAGGAUCACCCCCAGGGCCUGAAUCUACCCCAGGACUUGGAGAUACAAAAAGUAGGAGGCGGAGGUGCAUCAAAUGCAAAGCUCUCCUCUCUGAUUGUCUCACAUGUGACAAAAGAAAAGAAAGGGAAAAAAGAAGAGAAAAACAGAGUGGAGGAAAAUCCUAAAAAUAACAUAGGUGUUAAUGAAGUAUUACCUGGAAGAAAACUGCAGCAUUAUAUAGAAGCUUACCCGGGCUUUCUGCCAUGGGAGAGAAAGAAGUAUUUCCAAGAUAUCCUUGAUGAAGAAGAAUCACUGAGGACACAAUUGGCGUAUUUUACCGAUAGCAAGCAUACUGGGAGGCAACUGAAAGAUACGUUUGCAGAUUCCCUCCGCUAUGUCAAUAAAAUUCUAAACAGCAAAUUUGGAUUCACGUCUCGGAAAGUCCCAGCACACAUGCCUCACAUGAUUGACCGAAUUGUUAUGCAAGAACUGCAAGAUAUGUUCCCUGAAGAAUUUGACAAAACGUCAUUUCACAAAGUCCGCCAUUCUGAGGAUAUGCAGUUUGCCUUCUCUUAUUUUUAUUAUCUCAUGAGUGCAGUCCAGCCACUGAAUAUAUCUCAAGUUUUUGAUGAAGUGGAUACAGACCAAUCUGGUAUCUUAUCUGACAGAGAAAUCCGAACACUGGCUACCAGAAUUCACGACCUGCCUUUAAGUUUACAGGAUUUGACAGGUCUGGAACAUAUGUUAAUAAAUUGCUCCAAAAUGCUUCCUGCCAAUAUCACUCAGCUAAACAAUAUUCCACCAACUCAGGAAGCAUACUAUGAUCCCAAUCUGCCACCAGUCACUAAGACUCUAGUUACCAACUGUAAACCAGUAACUGAUAAAAUCCACAAAGCAUAUAAGGACAAAAACAAAUAUAGGUUUGAAAUCAUGGGAGAAGAAGAGAUUGCUUUUAAAAUGAUCCGUACUAACGUUUCGCAUGUAGUUGGCCAGCUCGAUGACAUAAGGAAAAAUCCCAGGAAAUUUGUUUGCUUGAAUGACAACAUUGACCAUAAUCAUAAAGAUGCCCAGACAGUGAAGGCUGUUCUCAGGGACUUCUAUGAAUCCAUGUUCCCCAUCCCAUCCCAGUUUGAGCUGCCAAGAGAGUAUCGCAACCGUUUCCUUCAUAUGCAUGAGCUGCAAGAAUGGAGGGCUUAUCGGGAUAAAUUGAAGUUUUGGACCCAUUGUGUACUAGCAACAUUGAUUAUGUUUACUGUAUUCUCUUUUUUUGCCGAACAGUUAAUUGCACUUAAGCGGAAGAUAUUUCCCAGGAGGAGAAUACUCAAAGAAGCUAGUCCCAACCGAAUCAGGGUAUAGAAGGUCUUCAUUUGAGUAUCGUCUACCUCAGUGUUUACUGAGCGUUUUAAAACUUGGAGCCACCAAGAUGUCUUCAUGAUGUGAUUCUUAGCCAGCUCGGCCUGAAGAAGGAAUAAUGUCCAGUACAAUACUUGUUUUGUGGCGUGACUGUAGCCCACUGACCAGGAAUUGUUUAACCAAUACCUUGAAAACUUGUGCGUUGAGCAGCUCUGAACUGGUUUUACUUUUAAAAAGCCUUUGCUCAUGGACCUGUCAUCCUUUUUAUAAAAAAAAGCUCACUGACAAGAGAUAGCUGCUAAUUUCCCAUAGCAACCAUUGCAAGCAAACUUUAAUAUGAGAAGCCCAGGUCAGCUUGGGAGCAAUUGCUCAGAGAUCCCGGCCUUUGCGUUCCAAAGUCAUUUGCUAUUUUUUUCCCUUUUCUAUUUCCCAUUUUUUAAAUAAGUAGCUACUAAGUUAACUAGUUAUUCUCACUUCUGAGAAUAAUGAAUUGGGAUAUCUGAACAUGUUUUUAUAGAUGUUAUUUAAAUAAUGCAGCAAUAUCACUUUUUAUUGGCAAUAUCUAAAUUAUGGAUUUUUUUAUUAAUGUGUAAAACUGUAAAUGGUGUCCAGCUACUGAAGAACUCAGUGACUUAUAUCUGAAAUGCUUGUUCUUGUUUAUUUCAGCCCAUAAGAAUACUGUGAUUUCAUGUGGAGACCUAACUACAAAGGGCUAGAGUUAAAUAGCAGUGCUACUUUCCAGAUGUAAUUAUGUUAUAAAAAAAAAACAUAGAAAUGUACAUAUUCAAACAGAAGUGCCUCAUUUUAGAAAUGAGUCCUGCUAAUGGUACCUGUACGUUGCAGUGGUGGUUUGUUUAAUGCUCAUCAGUGUAUUCCAGUAGUGCUCUCUCUCAGUUAUUAUGAUAAAGAGUUACUACCAUUGCUGUGGAGUCAAUUCCGACUCAUAGCGACCCUGUAGGACAGAGUAGAACUGCUCCAUAGGGUUUCCAAGGCUGUAAUCUUUACUGAAGCAGACCACCACAGCUUUCUCCCACGGAGCAGCCAGUGGGUUCCAACCACUGACCUAUUGGUUAGCAGCAGAGCGCUUAAUCACUGGGCCACCAGGGCUCCUUUCAUAAAGAACAGGGGUCAGCAGACUUAGAAGGCCAGAUAGUAAAUAUUUUAGGCUCUGCAGGCCACAUCUGUCUCUGUUGCAUAUUUUUCUUCCUUUUUUUAAACAGCCCUUUUAAAAAUGUAAAAACCAUGUCUAGCUUGCUGCUAUAAAAAACAGGCCACUACAGGCCACAGGCCAUAGUUUGCUGACGCCUGGUAUAGAGAAUUAGUAUUUUUAUGUAUGGGGAAGCCCUGACAUUCAGCCAUAUUUUGUUUAUGUCAUUAUACAGUGGAUUUGUGGAGACCAGAUACCAUGAGUCCUCUUUGAGCUUUCCGACAAGUGUUUUAGAUCAUGAUCUCACGAGUAUUCUUUCAAAAUGGCAUACAUAUUUUGUAAAAAGAACUUGAAAUGUAAAUACUGUGUUUGUGCUGUAAAAGUUGUGUAUUUCAAAAACUGAAAUCUUCUAAAGUUAUUUUGUCUGAAACUUUGAUUUUUAAAUCGUUGAAGAGUGAGUUUAUUGUUAUCCAGAUUCAGUAACCACUUGAGUGCCUAUACAGUAUGUAAGGUUCUGUGCAAGACAAUUUGACUAUUUGUACCGAACAAUAAGAAAAUUAAACGGAAAACAGUGCAAAGAGAGGGUAGUAUUAGAAUAUACUGGAGAAGGUUAUAAGGAGAAAAUAGGCUCUAAUGUUUGAAUCUGCCAGGUGCUCCUCGGAAACUCUAUGGGACAGUUCUACUCUGUCCUGUAGGGUCCCUAUGAGUCAGAAGCGAUUCGACGGCACUGGGUGGGCUGGGUUUGAUGAAAUUUAUCAUAUGAUAAAAAUGGAAGGGGCAUCUGGAUAUCAUUCUAGAAGUAAAGAAUUUAUUCUAGAAAGGUUAUAGAGAAAUGAACAUUUGGGUGUGGAAAUUUCUGUGGUUGAAUAAACAAACAAAACAAAAA
Loxodonta africana (African savanna elephant) is the source of this 5869-nucleotide messenger RNA. RefSeq names its product N-acetylglucosamine-1-phosphate transferase subunits alpha and beta (gene GNPTAB). Lineage: Eukaryota; Metazoa; Chordata; Mammalia; Proboscidea; Elephantidae. Gene Ontology annotation, cellular component: Golgi apparatus. The transcript has 21 exons. Gene Ontology annotation, molecular function: UDP-N-acetylglucosamine-lysosomal-enzyme N-acetylglucosaminephosphotransferase activity; calcium ion binding. Bases 114 to 3839 code for a protein of 1241 amino acids. The record is from RefSeq and is a predicted model, not a curated record. Gene Ontology annotation, biological process: N-glycan processing to lysosome; carbohydrate phosphorylation.